Molecule: messenger RNA, 1235 nt
Organism: Daldinia decipiens
Lineage: Eukaryota; Fungi; Ascomycota; Sordariomycetes; Xylariales; Hypoxylaceae
Product: HAD-superfamily phosphatase
Exons: 3
Coding region: 299-943 (214 amino acids)
Biological process (GO): cardiolipin biosynthetic process
Cellular component (GO): mitochondrion
Molecular function (GO): phosphatidylglycerophosphatase activity
Source: RefSeq, a predicted model, not a curated record
CCGAACCGGACCUGAACUACGGGCAAGAUUUUGUCAAAAUCGGCCAUAGCUACUUCCCAAAUAAUCUACAGUGUCGCAUUACAUAGCACCUACCAGAAUAAAAUCCGGAGGCAUCCGAAACGGCUAAAUACCUAGGUAGCCUUGGGUACCUAAUACGGGUACGUUCAUGUGUUAACCGCUUUGAAUGUGGCUACUGCCGAUAUAUUACGCCCCUCGCUGCCGGGCUACACAGUGUUGCUCUUUGUAAAGCCGGCACAAUUCCCCAAUUACAGGAAUCGUUAUCCCAGCUGCAGUUAAUAUGAAUCUCAACUUCUCCGGAACUGUCAACGUCUUUAAGCUACUAACCAAACCCUCAUUAUGUCUUCCUCACGCAACAGCCUCCACAUUCAAUGAUAUACCAACCCCUCUCAGCAAGGCGUUCGAAGGUCAAGGCAAGAAAGUAGAUAUCAGGGCCGUGGUACUCGACAAAGAUGAUUGCUUCGCCUAUCCUAAUUCCAAUGAGAUAUAUCCUGCUUAUUUGGAAAGAUUCCGGAAACUUCAAGAAGAAUACCCUGGUCGUCGUCUUCUCAUAGUUUCCAAUACGGCCGGUGCGACCACUUAUGACCAUGACGGACGCCUAGCAAAGGAGCUCGAGACGGCUACUGGAGUUUCUGUACUAGCUCAUAAAGUGAAAAAACCUGGCUGCAGCGACGAAAUAGUAGCUCACUUCAAAGCCUACCCCGAGGCUGGCGUAACACAUCCGAGCCAAAUUGCUGUCGUUGGAGAUCGUCUAAUGACUGACAUUAUGUUGGCCAAUAUGAUGGGCAGUUGGGGUCUAUGGAUUAAGGAUGGCGUCAAACCAUUAGAAAAGAAGAGCAUAUUCUCUAAAUUUGAGCAGCGUCUCAGCCCGUUCUUGGUAGCACGUGGUUGCCGUGCCUCUUAUCCUCAAUCCCCAUUCGAGUAAUCUCUCCAUCUAUUAAGUCAACUAUCAGCUUAGAUGGACACAGCCGUAGGACUAACAGCGGCUUUCCCCCCUAUAUUAGGUGAUUAUUUAGGUAAUUAUAACCCCGUAGGUUUAUAGAAAAGGAACAUAUCCUUCUAAAUAGCAACUAGGGAUAUUAAGAUCCUUGGCUAAGCCUUUCUACAAUUUAAAAUAUUAAGGUGUAGAUAAUGUGUUGGUAGAAGAUGUUCUAUAUGUAAUACCUGUUUUUAUUUUUACAUGCCUUGUCAAUUCAAUCUAAAGUAUAUUAAGCAAC